Molecule: messenger RNA, 940 nt
Organism: Halichondria panicea
Lineage: Eukaryota; Metazoa; Porifera; Demospongiae; Suberitida; Halichondriidae
Exons: 5
Coding region: 110-940 (276 amino acids)
Molecular function (GO): calcium ion binding
Source: RefSeq, a predicted model, not a curated record
GACGCUACGAGCCACUCCCCCCCUAAGCAAGUAACACUUCUGCAAUUCUCAAAGCAGCAGCUAGCUCAACAUCAGAAGAAAGUUGUGGGCACCAGGUUUCAGCACAGUCAUGUCUGACAAAAAGAAGAAAAAGAAACCAGCCAAGAAGGCAGCCAAGCCAGCAGUUUCAGAGAAGAUAGCAGCCAUAAGUGGAGAGACAAUGCUGCUGUUUCUGGACAGGGUGUUGCAAUGGCUGCAAGGAUCUAUGACUUAUGGACGCGUUGUGAACCUCUUCACUAUGUUUGACAGUGACGGAGACAAUCUGCUAUCAGCAGAGGAUUUCACUGUGGCCAUGAGAAUGAUGGAGGUUCCAGCAACAAGAGCGGAAAUAGAUUCCCUCAUAACAAUCAUUGAUCCACAAGGCAGUGGAAGUGUGAAUAUUCUUCAGUUUGACAAGAUCAUUUCAGACUACAGACGCAAGUUGCAGCAAGCAGCUAGUGAUGCUGAUGAUGAUGACCUCACUGCACAGUCAGCCAAAGAACUCACAUUCUCUCCGAGUAGAGUCACUGUCAAGUGCAGCCGCUGUGGGAUCGGUGUAGCAGGGCCCCCAAGAGAAAAGCACGCCAGGUACAUCAAGCUGAAGAUGGUACUAGCUCCAUUCAAAGGCAACCUGAAACACCCUGGCCAUUUUGAGCACGAGGUUACAGAAACAACGACCAUCCACGGACUGAAAUGCCUCAUCCAGAACCACUUGAAUGAUAGUGCCAACUCACUGGCACUGUUCAGAGAGAGCAGGUGCAGUAAAGACUCUUAUCUAGACCCUGCCUGGUGUUUGGAACACUGUGGCAUUGCUGGCGGGACUAAAGAUGCUCCAAACUCAGCAGAAGUAUUUUACGAUUAUUUUCCUAUCGCUAAUGGUUGCCCUAUAUUGAUGGACGACAGUCAUAUACCAGACCUAUAA